UCCAGUAACGCUGUUACAGAGGGGCCCCAAUUAAGAGGACACCCUUGUCGCGCAGCUAAGCUUGUUUAAGCCAGCAUUACAACCGAGACGGUCAUGCAGUGCGAUGGUCCAUCGCUGGCAGACAGCCCGGCCAUCACCACAACUCCAACUUCUUCCACGCCCUCCUCACUCCGCUUCCCGCCGCCCUCGCCGUCUCUCGCGGACAGCAUUCGGACGCUGCGCGAGACGACGCGCCCGAACAACCUCGCCGACCCGCGCAGCAGCCGCCGCAGGCCGGUACCGAGUCCGUUGCAGCACUCCAGUCCCGAUUUCUCAGCGGCCAGCAGCGAGGGCAAGCCCCAUUCGCCGCGCUCUCCCCAGUUCAUUCCUUCGUCGGCCUAUCCAGACGAACCACGCUCUCCACGCCAGAAGCUCGACGCCCUUCUAGCCGAAGAGAACAAUCCGCGAUCUGAGGGAACCACGCCAACGCAGACGUACCCUCCAACCCCGCCAGGCACUGCGAUCAGACUCCACAACCCGCCAGGGAAGCAGUCCUCGUAUGCCCAGCUACGAAACUUCUCCGCACCCGUUCUGUCCUCGGCCGAUCUCUCUCCUCCCUCAUCUCCCGCCACGAUGCCUCCACCCUCGCGGCCAAACCGACCAGACACCCGGCCCACAGCACCCCGCAAUCCCUCGAUAGACUCCGCUGUAUCGUCUCUCUCCUCCAAUGCCUCCCAAUCAUACCGGUCCAACACAUCACAUUCAUACAAGUCCUCCCAGGAUACGACGACUGCGAACCCACCGGAUAUGGCAAGCCUCGCAGCCGCAGCCGGGUCCCCAGAAGCUGCUAUGCUUGCCAUGUGGAAAGAGAAGCAAAGUGCUUCUAAUCACAAUGCUCAGCUCUGGCGGCUAGUCGAGAAACAGCGGGCAAUGAUAAUCGGGCUGAACAAAGAUUUGGAGCGAGCGUUGAAAGAUAAGGACCGUUACCGGAAGAAACUGAAAGAGUACGCCAAUCAGGUACCGCCGUUACCCAGUGCACCACAAAGAUCAGACACGGUCGACUCUGUUGUGGAACGCGAGCACAGUCAGUCGCCAGCUCCGAGCGAGAAACAGGAGGAUUCUGCCAAGGCGAACACCGCCGCGAGAACCGUUGAGCACAAAACCUCUCCGCUGUCACAAGGCACCACGGUGACACACAUGUUUCCUGAAAGCCAACUGGCGCACUCGCCUGCGCAUUCGUCUGAGGCGGCUUCCGCGUCGAACCCCCCAUCAUCGGUGAAUUCACCAACCGAUUACUCGGUCAAACCACUCAGCCUUGGGAACAAAGGUCUAGGUCUUAACGCUGUCAUGAACGAGGGUGCUCCAAUCGUGGAGAUGACCCCAAUACAAACAGCGAUGGCUGAGCCCAUGGUACAACAAGCAUCAAACGCCACAUCUACCUCUCCCAAUCACCAUAUGAAAGCCCCAUCAUUGUCCCUUACGCAGGCAACUCCUAUAAUUGGUGGUGAUGGUUUUGAAGCGCCUCCAGGAAGACCUGCACACCCGCUCAGAAAAGCGCCACCUGCACCUCUCAAUCUAUCUAAGCCUGAGAAAACCAGCGCACAUCUCUACCAAUCCCGCCCAGGAGACCAUUCAGACUCGGACUAUGAUGACACGCUAGAAGUUGAUGAAAUUCCAAUUGUUGACCGAGGCAGGAGGAAGACCCGGGAAGAAGAUGAUCGUAUCAGGGAGGCCAUGAUGAUUAAGGAGGAUGAAGCCCGGAGCAAGUCGAAAAAGAAAAAGAGCGAGAGCAAGAGCAAGGUACCGGCAACUUCCGAGGAUAAUUCCCAACCCGAUGAGAAGAGAUCUGUCGGAGGAUCCUUAUCCCCACGACCUUUCAGCCCCCUUCAAGCUGGGUUACCACUUUCUCCCCGCCACCCACCUGCAAAUUCCAUAAACGCCCUUUUGAGCCCCACCAACUCAGACAGUUCUAUGAUCGCGCAGAGAGGUCUAAUCUCGCCACCGUUGAUGAGCCCAGGCUUACCAAUGAGUCCUCGUCCCGGAGAUAGGCCAAUUGGAUCGCCAGUACCAAGAAAUCCGAAACAGUCCUUGGCAUCUCCUCCAAUGUCGCCGAGAUCCACGGCCAACGGGGCACCGCAGCCAAACUCGCGGACACCUCGACAGCCGAUUCCGCUACCACCUAGCACGCCUCAGUCUUACGUAUCACCUCCAGGAGCGCGAGCAGAGCCACCUACCCAAUCAAAGUCUCAAACUUCGUCCUCGGAUCUCCUUAAGCCGCCCAAUGCACAACCAAAUCUCGAAACGGAUAUUAGUACUGUAGGUCAGAGUGACCCUUCUAGCCCCGAGCAUGUCUAUCGAGGCCUCGUGUCUGAUCAGUACCCGGGACUCUUACUUCCACCCAAUGCGCUACCCUCUAUCGAUGUGAAGGUAUAUUCGUCCAGGCUUAGGCCCUCACGCUUAAGCUUCUUGGCGCCAAAACCUCAAGAGGAAGAUCCUGUCUUCAUACUCGCAAUUUACGCCCGCUCGGAUGGGAAGCAGCUUUGGCGUGUUGAGAAAACUAUUGUGGCACUACCGACCCUCCAUGACCAACUAAGAGCGUUAUGCGACUUUCACGGAAAGGUACCUGAUAGGGCCUUGUUCGGCGGCCACGCACCUGCCAAAAUGGAUGCCCGAAGGGCUGCUCUCAAUCACUACUUCGACAUGAUGCUAGAGACACCAAUGAGUGAGAAAGCCGCCCUGGUGGUUUGCGAAUUCUUCUCGACAGAUGUCAUUGGUGCACAAAUCGAUGAUACUCUAGCUCCAGAACCUUCUGCAGUGGCAAUGGCAUCUGCACCCAAAGGGAGACAACAAAAAGAAGGCUAUCUAACGAAGCGGGGCAAGAAUUUUGGCGGCUGGAAAGCACGAUACUUCAUUCUUGACGGCCCAGAGUUCAGAUAUUAUGAAUCUGUUGGUGGGGCACACCUAGGGACCAUCAAGUUGCAAAAUGCGCAAAUUGGUAAGCAAUCUCAGCAACAGGCCAACCAAUCGCCACAGCGGAGGGAUGAUUCCGACGACAAUCAGUAUCGCCAUGCUUUCCUUAUUUUGGAGCCGAAGCGCAAAGACUCUUCCAGCCUGGUCCGUCACGUUCUCUGUGCUGAAAGCGAUCAGGAGCGGGAUGCUUGGGUUGAUGCUCUUCUUCAACAUGUGGACUGGCAAGAAGAAGCCUCGCCAAUUGAGACACAGCCUGGGUCCGCUCGCAGCACAAACUUUCCAAAGGGGCAUUCACAUGAAACAUCCCGUUCGAAGCAAAGAGAUAGUCCGGAAGGGGAGAAACGAGAGAAACGAGAGAGGCUUCAAGGGCUUAGUUACGAUGACACCGUGGCAGCCGAGGCCCCAAUACGUGGACCCACCCACCGAGAAGCCAAAGAAACGUAUGCUCACUCUCCUAAGAAUUCGUCGUUUUCUAGUGAAAGCACCGGACAUUACCCUUCGAUUUCUGGUCCAACCAAUGGCGCUCCUAUUCAAAACGUUGAGAUAUGGGGCAACAAGACAUUGGCAGCUCCAACUGCUGUGAAAGAUAAGAAGCGUAGUAUUUUUGGCUUUAGAGGUCGUGCUUCCUCCGACGGAGGACCAGGUCAAAUUGGGCCGCCGCAGCAACAGCUGGCUCAGGGAGCGGUGCUCCAGAAUCGGAACGUCUUUGGUAUUCCACUCCAGGAAGCCGUUGAGUUUUCCCAGCCCUUUGGUGUCAAAGCCCAGCUCCCUGCCGUUGUCUACCGGUGUUUAGAAUACUUGAGGGCGAAGAGCGCCUUCCGGGAGGAAGGCAUCUUCCGGCUCAGCGGAUCGAAUAUUGUUAUCAAGGGUCUUCGCGAUCGCUUCAACAAUGAAGUCGAUGUCAAGCUUCUCGACGGACAAUACUACGAUGUCCACGCUGUCGCUUCGCUUUUGAAGCUGUAUUUGCGCGAACUUCCAGCUUCUAUUCUAACUCGCGAGUUGCAUAUCGACUUCCUGAAAGUCCUUGAUAUGGACGAACGUGAGAAAAAGAUCCAGACAUUCAAUGUGCUCGUGCAUAGGCUACCAAGAGUCAAUUUCGAGCUCCUCCAGGCUGUGUCGGGUUUCCUCAUCGACAUCAUCGAUAACGCAGAUGUAAAUAAGAUGACGGUGAGGAACGUCGGGAUCGUGUUUGCUCCCACCCUAAACAUCCCGGCUCCGCUGAUAUCGAUGUUCUUAACGGACUUCACUGACAUCUUUGGCACACCACUCGACGAAGCAAAUUCACCCAUUCACGAAAUACAUGUCAGCACCCCUCCUUUGGGAUCUGAAGCUAUUCGUUCGCCUCGUCGCCAGAUGUUCUCGGACAUUCCGACACCCGCUUACAACGAAACAUCAUUCCAGCCUCUCCAGCCUCAAACACACCAUGCUUUCCAACCACCGAGCAGUUUCCCGAUGGGCCCAAAUUCCUCUCAGCAACAGCUGCAACCUCCGUCGCAACACCAUCAACAACCCCAGCAACCACAAUAUGCCGGUUACGAUACUGGGUUCAUUCCAAUGCAUCCCAGCUAUGAUGCUCCCCUUUAUCCACAACCAGCGCAGAGCGAAGGCUUUGGUAGCCUGAAUGGUGCUCUGCAACCUGGCAGCUCAAGAGAAGCAAAACAGAGACGAAGAGAAAGCGGCAUGCUUCUAAUGAACAUGGGCCUCAACGGUCAGAGACAGGGUUCAAAUCCUCGUAUACGAGACGAUGCCCGAAAAGAUCCGCGUAUGGUUCAAGAAGAGAGUAUGUUCGAUUGAAGACCUCCGCAAACAACAUCCGACCUCGAUAUUUUCAAUAAUGUCUCCCAUCAACGAACGAAUGACAAAGACGCUGUGCCGCACCCAAUUCAUACCUACUAAGACUGAUGACCACAUUUUGUCUUCCAAGCCACGUACCUUCACAGCUCAUACUGGGCAUGUUCGGUACUUACGACAUAUACCUUCUCCUUAAUAUUUGUUCCUAAUUCUGGUAAAACCCUGGGCUGGCUCUUCGGGCUUUUACCGAUAUGUUGUUCUGCUCCAUCGAGUAGGCCAUGUAUAAAGUAAUAUU
Lindgomyces ingoldianus is the source of this 5035-nucleotide messenger RNA. RefSeq lists its product as uncharacterized. Gene Ontology annotation, biological process: signal transduction; regulation of GTPase activity. Gene Ontology annotation, cellular component: cytoplasm. NCBI's taxonomy places the organism in Eukaryota, Fungi, Ascomycota, Dothideomycetes, Pleosporales, Lindgomycetaceae. The record is from RefSeq and is a predicted model, not a curated record. The transcript is spliced from 2 exons. The coding region runs from base 94 to 4743 and encodes 1549 amino acids.